This is a messenger RNA of Oldenlandia corymbosa var. corymbosa, 1095 nucleotides long. The record is from the annotation of a GenBank genome assembly. Lineage: Eukaryota; Viridiplantae; Streptophyta; Magnoliopsida; Gentianales; Rubiaceae.
AUGGCUACCAGAAGAGAGAAAUGCCAAUGGUGUGGGCAGAAAAUGCUAGUGCCCCUGCAAGCACAAGCCUUUUCUUGUCCAUACUGCCAAAACAUCAACCAAACCAGGAAUUACCAUAUUGGUUAUCUACACCCACAAAUGAAUGGAAGUCACCCACGGAUCUCAAACAAUGGCAUGAGUUAUGACAACACAAAUGGCUGGAAUCCUGCAAGAUAUUACCAGUCUUACAUACCAAUUCAGGUUUCACCACCUAACUUUCAUGGCCGAAAAAGAGCUGUUUUAUGUGGGAUAACCUACCAGGGGCACCCGAAGGCUCUUAAAGGAAGCGUUAACGAUGUGCUAUCCAUGAAAUCUCUUCUAGUUUGGAAGCUGGGCUUUCCAAAUGCUUCUGUUGUGGUUCUUACAGAGGAAGAAGAAGAUCCGUAUCGACAACCAACGAAGCGCAACAUCCUAACAGCCUUGCAGUGGCUUGUCCAAGGAUGUCAAUCAGGGGACUCAUUGGUGUUUCACUACUCAGGCCAUGGAUCUCGGGUGAGAGACCGCGAUGGAGAUGAGGUGGAUGGACACGACGAAGCAUUGUGCCCGGUUGACUAUGAGACUGAGGGGAAGAUUCUGGAUGAUCAGAUCAAUGAUAUCAUAGUAAGACCACUCCCUCGUGGCGCCACGCUUCAUGCCAUCAUUGACACUUGCUUUAGUGGAACUUUUUUAGAUCUACCAUUUCUGUGUAGAAUGAACCGGGAAGGAUAUUACCGGUGGGAAGAUCAUCGGAUGCCUAACGGGCGAUAUGCACCGUAUAAGGGUACCAGUGGGGGAUUGGCGAUUUCUAUCAGUGCCUGUGAUGAUAAUCAGAAUUCUGGAGAAGCACCAAUUUUCACAGGGUCGGCAACUGGUGCCCUGACUUACAGCUUUAUCCAAAUAGUAGAGCGCAAUGAAGCAAGAUUGACAUAUGGUUACUUACUUUCAACCAUGCGAAACUAUAUUCACGACGCGCAGAAAACGCUGUCAAAUGGAAGAAUCGAGCCAGAUUCAGUCCAGGAACCUCAAUUGUCAUCGUCGGAGCAGUUUGAUGUUCAUUCGAAGUAUUUCGUCUUAUGA